Brugia malayi is the source of this 363-nucleotide messenger RNA. RefSeq names its product Double-stranded DNA-binding domain containing protein. Bases 1 to 363 code for a protein of 120 amino acids. NCBI's taxonomy places the organism in Eukaryota, Metazoa, Nematoda, Chromadorea, Rhabditida, Onchocercidae. The record is from RefSeq and is a predicted model, not a curated record. Gene Ontology annotation, cellular component: cytosol; nucleus. Gene Ontology annotation, molecular function: DNA binding. The transcript is spliced from 5 exons.
AUGGAUGAGGAUAGCAUGAAGAAGUUGCACGAAAAUAAGACGGGUGGUGAAGCAGGAAAUGAACAGGCUGAAAAAGCGAAGGAAGCUGCCGAGCGUGAGGAAAAUAUGAAAAACCGCAUUCUUUCACAGGUUCUUGAUCAAAAUGCAAUGGCUCGGCUAAGUAAUUUAUCUGCGGCAAAACCUGAAAAAGCUAGGAUGGUGGAAAAUAUGAUCGUACAAAUGGCAAGAAGAGGACAAAUAGUGGGUAAAAUGAACGAUGAAAAGUUAAGGCAAUUGCUGAGUCAUUUUUCAGAACGUACUCGACAAACAACAACUGUCAAGUUCGAUAGAAGACGAGCAGCCAUCGACUCAGAUUCCGAUUGA